CACACAGGCAGGCAAGAACAGUAACAAUGCAUAAGAGUUGGCUUCUAAUAAAGGUAGUGCAUCUCGCUGUGUCAUAGAUGCUACAAAUUGUCACAUAGACUUUUUCGUAAGGAAAACAAAUCACACGUUUUGCAAACAUUUUAAUACGCUGACCCCGCAACUGAAGAGCAAAAAAAGGUGUUAAACGCAAAAAAAAAAAAAUCAUUAUUUGUAAAACACAAGGCGCGCAAAGCAAUAUGUUUGGCAAUCAUUUAACUAACCCUUUCUAAAGAUGUGAUAAAUGUUUUUCUCCAUUAACGAUGUGUUGUGUGAAGCUGUUAUUCUCCAUAAUAGAAAACAACAAAGGCUUUCAAUUUUCAGAAAUGGCGAAAGGGAAAUAUAAGCAUGUAAAUAUCUAGUUGGGGUGAGUUGUGCGUUUCAUUUGUUGGGAAUACUUUACAUUUUCAGACUGCAGUUUAUAGAAAUAUACCUUUUUUUUUUUAUUUCACAAAGCGAAAAGCCAUACGCCUCUAAUUUCAUGUUAACUGGGUACAUUUUUUAAACGUGGCUCUUUGUAUAAUGUCAGAACGCAGUCGGUAAAUUGAUAUCUAUCACUUAAAAUCUCACUUAUUAGUGGUUUGCUCUGGUUACAACAAUAGGUAUUGUUAUAUGUUGAAAAGAUAAUUAGUGUUUACUGUCUACAUAGAAUUGGACAAGGUAGAACUACGAACUAAUAAGGCCCUGCGUGGCUUUCUAUCGUAUCUGUAUGGCAUGUGAGUGUGUGUGUUCGCAUGUUUAUUGGGUAUAUUUAUCUAUUUAUAGAUGUAUAAUAAUAUACACACAUACACCUCCAUUUAGAUCAUCGCAUGUGGCACUGUAUGGUGGAAAUGUUCUUUAUUUUACUAAUGGGAGUGUGGAAACAAAGAAGAUGGUCAGUUAUGGGUACAUAUAUGAAGUAAAGGGUCAUACUAUGAAAUAAUGCACAUGAAGACAUUAAUUCUCCAAACUGCAUUUUUAUGGAAUACCAGCUAUUUUACAUAUACGAGGCAAACCUAUUGUAGAGCUUUAUUAGCGCAGCUAAUUAUAAACAAUUAACAGAAUAAAAUAAUUGUCCUAAGUAGUAUUCCAUGGCAGAAUAAAUAGGUGCAAAAUGGAAAUAGAUUUUGAUUCCCAUUCCCGACUUUUACUGUUUGGAGUUUUUAACGCGUAAAAUCGUUUUCUUGUACCGUUGGCUGUUCUGUUACUGUGAUUAUAAAUAAGACGGAAAAAAAUAAAUAAGACAAGCAGAUUUAGUUUCAUCUUAGGUGCCUUCUGAAGUUUGAAGCCUUGAUUUUGUCCUGCUAAGCCUGGCUUAUCUUAAGGUCCAUACCUCCACGGCGUUGAACUUGAUUUAUUUCUUGGUUGACAUAAAAAAUAUCUACAAGAAGGCAAUUAGUUAUAGCAAAGGAGUCUGUUAAUUACUUUCUUUCUAAGAAUAUCCCCUGUAUGUAGCACGAAUAGUAUACAGAUGUAAUGGCUCUGUACUUAAGAUGGAUUUUUACAAAUGUUUGAAGACUUAGUGACCCCCAAAACCUGCAUUGCCCCUAGCAAUUGUAUUUGAUCUCUUCAGUAAAGAUUUGUAGUGUGUGCCCCUCAAAGUUGACGCAUUAGGUGGGAAAAUGAGAGUCAACUUAUUUCUAGUGAGUGCAAAUCCCCCUGACAGGGGGGGAACAAAAAUCUAGAAAGCAGAGACCAAAUUGCAAACUUCAAAAGCCCCCCCUCUCCACUUUACCCCCUCCCAGCCACCCCUUAAAAUGAUCCUUACACUGCUUUUUCUUCUCAAUGCUCACAAAGGGGAGUGCCUAAAAGAGAGAGAGAGAAAAAAAAUUGAAUACAAAUCUGCAAUUGAUUUUCAUAAUGUUUCUGCGGUGUUUGAAAACCAAUCGUUUUUGAACCUCUCUCAGAUCUUACCUAAGUGAACCCUCCUACGCCUCUAAGUGCUCCAGGACUGAUAUAUGGCAAAUAUCUACUUGGGCUUCAUCACGUGCUCCUGGGGAGAGACUAAGACGGACAGCGCGUCAUCCAGCCAUCCCAAAUUUUUCCCCCUCUGCAGAUCGCCUCCAAAACAUCUAUCUAUAGAGCCAGAAAGGGAGAAAGAUGUUUAACUCGGUUAACCUGAGCAACUUUUGUUCGCAAUCGCGCAAAGAGAGGAGUGCUGAAUUUGGAGACCGGACAGGCUGCGCUUCCAACCUGUACCUCCCCAGCUGCACCUACUAUGUGCCUGAAUUUUCUACUGUAUCCUCUUUCCUGCCCCAGGCCCCUUCUCGCCAGAUCUCUUAUCCGUAUUCCACCAACCUUUCCCAGCCAGUGCGAGAGGUUUCCUAUGGUCUAGACCCCUCCAGUAAAUGGCACCCUAGAAGCAACUACGCCUCCUGCUACCCUGCAGCUGAGGAUCUGAUGCACAGAGAGUGCCUCCCUCCUUCUUCUAGCAUGACCGAAAUGCUAAUGAAAAACGAAAGCGUGUACAGCCAUCACCACCACCAUCACCAUCACCACCAUCCCAGCUCCAACCACCCUACAACCGGCUUCUACUCCAGUAUGAGCAAAAACAGUGUUCUGCCCCAAGGAUUUGAUCGUUUCUUUGACAAUGCUUACAGUGGAGCAGACAGCCAGGGAGAGGACUGUGUUCCUAAGAGCGAUGGCAAGAUGGACAAUGACCCCCAAACCGGCGCUCUGUCAUCCGGAGCCGAGCAGGGGCUAGACCCGGAAGACGAAGAGGAAAAUACAAACCCGGGCUCUUCAGCCUCAUCCUCUUCUGUCACCAACAAGGAAGGAAACAAGAGCAGCAAUUCCAGUGCUCCUCGUACAAGGAAGAAGCGGUGUCCCUACUCUAAGUUCCAGAUCCGAGAAUUGGAGAGGGAGUUUUUCUUCAAUGUGUAUAUUAACAAAGAGAAGAGGCUUCAGUUGUCCAGAAUGCUGAAUCUCACUGACCGCCAGGUUAAAAUUUGGUUUCAGAACAGAAGGAUGAAAGAAAAAAAACUUAGCAGGGACCGACUGCAGUACUUUUCCGGGAACCCAUUGCUGUGAACUUGCUCUUAUUUUUUUUUUUUUUUGUGUGUGUAAAACCAUGUACUGUACUUGUGGAGAGUGGAUCUUACAGCAUGGCUUGUCCUCUCUGAGUCCUCAAUCAUGCUCAGAGUCUGAGCCUUCUCUCUUCCCAUGUUUCUAUAUGAACAUUACCAGGUAACAAAGGUACCUUUUGUCACUUGGUGUUAAUGAAACAAUUUACAGACAGAAAUUGACUUCUUUUUUUUUUUUUUUUUUUAAUUUAAUGUCGAAGAAGUGGAUUUCAGCAGAGCUUGAUCAUCCCAGUUAAAAUCUACAGCUGUGAAAACAAUGCAUUGUUUUUAGAGCCAAAAGGGACUCGCCAAUCACAAUGAAGAUAAUGGCCAAAGUUUCUAUGAUUAAUGAAUACUGCGUGUGUGUGUGUGAGUGUGUGUGUGUGUGUGUGUGUGAGUGUGUGUAUGAGUGUGUGAGUGUAAACUUGUAAUUACAUUUCCUCUCUGUUACUAUACGUUGCCUGUAGCUCUCAGCAUCCAAACACAUUAUUCUAUUUAAUAUCAAUGCUAUGUAUAUUUUAUAUGUACAAAGUGCAGCUACAUAUGUGAAAAGGGUGCUGAUACAGUUGGGUGUUCAAAGCAAACACAUCAAACAACAAGCUUGUGUGUGUGUGUAAUAUAUAUAUAUAUAUACAUAUAUAUAUAUAUAUAUAUAUAUAUACAUAUAUAUAUAUAUAUAUUUACACACAUGUGUGCAUGUGUAUUUAUGUAUUUUUACAUUGCAUUGGUAUGUGAGUUGUAAUAUGUUUUACACUUACUUCCCCUUUAACAAGAUGUUUAAUUUCCGUCGUUAUUGUUAUUUGCAAUCUCCUAUCAAUGGCUCAUCGGGGUCCCAGUAUUAUUAUGGGAGGUGCUUCGAGAUCUGUAAAUAUCCCCAUUUAAUCAGAAGACAAAGCAGGGCGAGCCCGGUGGAUGGAUGAUGAGUGCAAUACAGUGGCAAUACUAACUGACUAGAUGCCAUUCUACUCUUUCAUAAUUUGUUUGGCCCAAAGAAUGUUACUGUACUAGGUGUCCUCCUGCCAUUUUUGCUGGCUGUAAUUCGUCAUAUUUCAUCGUUACAGGGCAACAACAAAGUAAUUAUACAAAGGAAUUAAUACAAUUUUUUUUUGUUGCUGUUGUUUGAGCAUAGACUUGUAAAGCCCUUUUGUUUAGCAUUUCAUUAGAAUCCCGGCAAUGGUAUACACAUAAGCACAAUUAAUUCGUUUAUGAUAGGAUAAUAACCAUAUAGAUAAAUUAUGGAUCCGAAUCCUCCCAUAGUUCAAACUGUUAACGAAUAAAGACGUCCACAUAUCAGCAAACGUUUCAUGCAUGUAUCUUUCUGUAUUAAUAAAUAAACAAGCCCUCUUUAUUAUU
Molecule: messenger RNA, 4430 nt
Organism: Xenopus laevis (African clawed frog)
Lineage: Eukaryota; Metazoa; Chordata; Amphibia; Anura; Pipidae
Gene: hoxc11.L
Product: homeobox protein Hox-C11a
Exons: 2
Coding region: 2116-3045 (309 amino acids)
Biological process (GO): regulation of DNA-templated transcription; regulation of transcription by RNA polymerase II
Cellular component (GO): nucleus
Molecular function (GO): RNA polymerase II cis-regulatory region sequence-specific DNA binding; DNA binding; DNA-binding transcription factor activity, RNA polymerase II-specific
Source: RefSeq, a predicted model, not a curated record